UGAGUCAUGUGAGCCGCGGGGCCCAGAUAUGCACUGGGUUGGAUUGGCCCAGUGACCAACCGAGAUAUUUUGGUUGUCUCAGCGCCUCCCAGGCAGAGAUUUAUUGUCUUAGGAAACCUUCACGAAAUAAUCCCUGGGUGCUGACCUGAUCUUCAGCUGAGAGAGUGUGAAAAGAGGACAGAAAGGGGCUGCUGUCCCCGGUGCGGUGCAGUCUGAACUUAUCGGAGUCUGAAACAAGAGAGGAUAAACAUCUGCUUCUGCCUCAAGCCAUGCGCUGGCAGGCAGAGAGGAUCUAUUACUUGAGUUGCCUGAGGAGCAAAGAGGGCCGAGGGCGACGGCUGAGCAGACACAAAGUGCUACUUGUUGGGAUUGUCAUCUAGCUCCCUCAUCUGUCACCUGAUGGCCAGCCAAGCAAGUGCUCAGCACAGCCGUGGACCAUUCAUUCAUCCCUACACAAGAAACGGAGGCGAGAAAAGUAAGCAUCUUAUUACAGCUGUUAUGACAUUCAGCAGUUUUUUCUAUAAAGGAAUGCACUGAAUUCGCUACAAAUCUAUUAAUUCUUCCCCUAUGCCAGGCGAGAGACUGUGGGUUUUUUUUUGGUUGGGCUUUUCUCUAGCAGCUGGAGGUCUGGUGGGCAUUCAUACAAAUGGCUGUUGAUUAAGGCAUCUGUUUCACUGUCUAAUGGCAUUAUUUAGUAACUUAGUCAAGCAGAAAGCAUUGCAUUACCUACAAUGAGCUACUUCCUGUCCUACUGCAAAGCGCACUGCACCACGGUGCUCUCCCAUUACCAGACCCUGAGAUCAGAGGGCUUUCUAUGUGAUAUUUUGCUGAAAGUGAAGGAAAAUGAGUUUCCUGCACACAAGUCUUUGUUGGCAUGCUCCAGUGACUAUUUCCGAGCCAUGUUCAAAAGUUACACACAGGAAUCUAAAGCCAGUGUGAUUCAGCUGCAGGUUGUCUCACCCACUGGUCUCCAGCACGUCCUGGAUUUCAUUUACACUUCCUUGCUGCCUCUUUCCUUUGAAAGCCUGGAGGAGACCUUGGAAGCUGCAAGCUACUUGCAAGUGACUGAUGCCAUUGGCUUGUGCAAUCAGUACUUGGUUAACAACCUCUCCUUGGAGAACUGCUGCUUCUCUGCCAAUGUUGCCAGGAGGUUCUACCUGCCGGCUGCCCUAGCUGCAGCAGAAAAAUACAUUGUCAACAACCUCUGGAAGCUGUUGGACUUGGACUUGUCAGGAUUGCUCGAGCUGAAUUUCAGGACUUUGCUAGCGGUGGUAGAAUCACCAGAUCUCCCUAUGGUGAAGGAAACCAGGCUGUUGAAUCUUCUGCUGCUGUGGCUGAAGCAGGAUAAAUCCAGGUUGAUUCAUGCAAGCAGCCUUUUGGAGCACAUAAGAUAUGGUCUCAUCCCAGUGGAAGACCUGAGGAGAAUUUACACACAGUCAGAAGUGCCCCUUACUGCAAGUAUCAAAUGCCUGAUCAUUAAAGCAAUAAACUACCAUACAUUGGUUUUCAGACAGCCAAUCCUGCAGGAUAAGUCCACCACACUGAGGAACCAGAAAACUCGGAUCAUUCUUCUGGGGGGAGGGACAGUAAGUGAGGGUCUGAUCACUGAAGUGGUGGCUUUUGAUGUUUACAACCAUAAAUGGAAAGCUCUCACAAAGGUGUGUGAUGGGGUGCAGAACCACAGUGUGUGUGUGGUGGGGAACUUCCUCUACGUUUUGGGGGGAGAAAUAGAAGGUGGCACUCCAAGUGACUCGAACAGUGACAAGAUCUUAUCGGUUACAAACAAAGUCCAUCGCUACGAUCCAAGGUUUAACACAUGGACCCAAAUCACAGGCAUGUUGGAAAAGAGAUGCCAAUUUUCUUGUUGUGUCUUAAGCAACAAUAUUUUUGCCAUUGGUGGACGGGGUGAGAAUGGGUGUCUGCAUUCAUCUGUGGAAGUCUACAACAUCACUAGAGACAGAUGGACGAAGGCCAGGGAAUUGCCAUGCAAGAUACAUGGUCAUGCCAGCGCCACUUGCAAGAAUACUAUAUACAUCUCAGGUGGCAAAUAUGCAGAACCAGCCAGCACAAGCAAGGACUUAUAUUCUCUGAGCUCGCUUGAAGGGCAGUGGAUGAAACAAGCCCCCAUGAGCAUUGCUCGGUUUGGGCAUCAAAUGGCGACAAUCAGAGAAACCAUAUUCACAUUUUUAGGUUUAUAUGAACCAUUCUCUGAAAUAGAAAGAUAUGACCCUGAUCAAAACCAAUGGACUCGUUUGAGGCCACUGAUCUAUGACCGAUUUUGCUAUGGUCUGGUGGUAGUAGAGGAAACAGCUCUUCUCAUUGGGGGAAAGAAAUGGCAAGACUCGCGGGAAGUCCCCACGCAAGACGUGGUUGGCUAUGACAUUGACAACGAUAGCUGGGAGGAGAUUUGCAAAGCCCCCCUGCCCUGGUGUGGGCUGCAGUGUGCGGUGCUGCAGCUGUCAGAGAUGGACGACGAACAGGGCAGUGACACCCCGAAAAAGAAGCUGCCAAACUGCUGAGCCAAGGCAUCAUGGAAUGACAGCCCUGGGAGAUGAGCCAGUGGGGCAACUCUGGAGAAGAAGAAAAUUGUGAUGGCACUGGAUGUAAAAGAGUUGAGGGUCUGCGGUGAUAAGCAAGACACUGAGUGGAAACAGGCAAGGAAGACUGGCUGCAACCUGGGAAAAGGUGCAGCAAUUUGUAGAUCUGAAAGCCAAUCUCACUGGGGAAAGACGUAGCAAGUAGCACAUGUGGAGGAGAGGAGCUAGAAUCAUAAUCCUUGACUUUUUUUGAAGAGUAAUACCUAGAUAGCAAUUAAGAGUUGUUGUAAGUCAGAUUUUUUCUGAGGUUAAAAAAUGUAAUCCAUCUUUUCUGUUUUCUUAAUCAGAGGUAAUUUUCCCAGUUGGUAAGUGCUAUUGAAUUGCUAUGGUAUGGCUAAGCAAAGUGAAAGUGAGAUGUAUAAAGAUGAGAAAAUUGACGGCUGUAAGAACUAAUAAAAAGUAGUGCCAAGGAAAGGUAUUAUUUUAAUAUGCUACAUACCAGGCAGGAGUGCUUUAGCUAAACAGCAUGAAAUUACUGGACAGAAAGCAUGGAUUUUUUAAAAUGUAGCCUCAAUUGUGGCCAUGUGCUAAAACAGUGCUUGUUUCAUAGAA
Molecule: messenger RNA, 3149 nt
Organism: Lagopus leucura (white-tailed ptarmigan)
Lineage: Eukaryota; Metazoa; Chordata; Aves; Galliformes; Phasianidae
Gene: KLHL34
Product: kelch like family member 34
Exons: 1
Coding region: 732-2519 (595 amino acids)
Molecular function (GO): protein binding
Source: RefSeq, a predicted model, not a curated record